Messenger RNA from Panicum virgatum (switchgrass), 1877 nucleotides. Its product is annotated as rop guanine nucleotide exchange factor 11-like. The record is from RefSeq and is a predicted model, not a curated record. Gene Ontology annotation, molecular function: guanyl-nucleotide exchange factor activity. Bases 62 to 1390 code for a protein of 442 amino acids. The transcript is spliced from 5 exons. NCBI's taxonomy places the organism in Eukaryota, Viridiplantae, Streptophyta, Magnoliopsida, Poales, Poaceae.
UGACGAUGAGGAUGCGAUUGUUGCUUGGACUGCUCGGGAUUAUCCUCGUUCAGAGCUGGACAUGAUGAAGGAGAAGUUCGCCAAGCUGCUGCUGGGCGAGGACAUGUCCGGCACCGGCAAGGGCGUGUCGUCCGCGCUGGCGCUCUCCAACGCCGUGACCAACCUGGCGGCGUCCGUCUUCGGCGAGCACCGCAAGCUGGAGCCCAUGGCGCCCGACACCAAGGAGCGCUGGAAGCGGGAGGUCGGCUGGCUGCUCUCCGUCACCGACCACGUCGUCGAGUUCGUGCCCACGAGGCAGACCGCGGAGAACGGCACAACCAUGGAGAUCAUGUCGACGGCGCAGCGGCGCGACCUGGCGAUGAACAUCCCGGCGCUGCGGAAGCUGGACGCCAUGCUCAUCGGGUACAUGGACAACUUCGUGGACCAGACCGAGUUCUGGUACGAGAAGGGCGGCGACAACAAGCGCGACGACGACAAGUGGUGGAUGCCGACGGUGAAGGUGCCGUCGGAGGGGCUGUCGGACGUGACCCGCAAGUGGCUGCAGUACCAGAAGGAGUGCGUGAACCAGGUGCUCAAGGCGGCCAUGGCCAUCAACGCGCAGGUGCUCGUGGAGAUGGAGAUCCCAGAGGUCUACAUCGAGUCGCUCCCGAAGAAAGGGAAGACGAGCCUCGGCGACGCCAUCUACCGGAGCAUCACCGAGGAGACGUUCGACCCGCUGGAGUUCCUGGCCAGCAUGGACCUGUCGACGGAGCACAAGGUGCUGGACCUCAAGAACCGCAUCGAGGCCUCCACCGUGAUCUGGAAGCGCAAGAUGCAGACCAAGGACUCCAAGUCGUCGUGGAGCUCCAUCGUGAGCUUCGAGAAGCGCGAGCAGUUCGAGGAGCGCGCCGAGACCAUCCUCCACCUCCUCAAGCUCCAGUUCCCCGGCACGCCGCAGUCGCAGCUCGACAUCUCCAAGAUCCAGUACAACAGGGACGUCGGGUACGCGCUCCUGGAGAGCUACUCGCGCGUGCUGGAGAGCCUGGCGUACAGCGUCAUGUCCCGCAUCGAGGACGUGCUGGCGGCGGACGCGGCGGCGCAGAACCUGACGGCGAGCGAGGCGGCGCGGCGGCUGAUGGAGUCAGCGGAGGCGCCCGCCGCGCGCAAGCUGGACGCCAAGGAGGAGCUCGAGAAGCUCAACGAGGCGCCCGCCUCCAUGACGCUCUUCGACUUCAUGGGCUGGCACUUCGACCAGGACGAGCUCAUGAAGCGCAGGGAGGACGGCACGCUCGACCCCGACGCCGAGGCCAAGCUCCUCAAGAAGGCGCCCAGCAUGGCCCCCGCCAAGAAGUUCUCCUACGUCGACAGCCUCUCCUCCGGCGGCAUGAGGAGCCCCUCCUCGCGCCAUUGAUGACCGACCGACCGACCACCCGGCUGGCCGGAGAAGAAGAAGAUGAUGGUGGCGGCGGAUCAUCCUCCGACGACCCGAUUCUUGCACGCGUGUACAUAGCUGAGGCGCAGCACGCCGUACGCACCUACUAGUGAUCCAUGUUCUCUUGGACAUCUUCUCUACUGAUGAUUCGUUUCUUGUCCUCUGCCUCUGCGUUUUUUUUUUUUUUUGAACUCUGCUUCUGCGUUCUAGAAGAGCAGAUUCUAGAUGAGGGGAGGGAGAGGGUGAGUGUUUUGGUCUGCGUACACAUUCAGAUCAGGAUUGCUGCUAGCUGCGCGCACUAGCUACUGAUUUUUUUUUUCUCUCAACUACUAGUAUGUACUGUACUUUGUACACGGCUCUCCAGAGCGGUUCUCCAGGAGAGGAGGCGUUUGGGCUCUGGAGAACUUGCAGUCAGGAAAAACACAAUGUAUUCUUUGAUUUGUUUCAAGCUAAUCAUUUUUUUGGA